UUUAGUGAAAAUUCAAUAAAUAUUUUUACCUUAGUUGAGGUUCCAUCAUGGAUGGCAGUGUAAAAUUGGCAAUUGCUAAUGUGGUUAGUUGAUACUCUUGCCGAUAGAGAUCAUUAGGUCUACGACUCUACGUGGUUUCCCCCCUUUCUCAUAGCUAGGGUUUAAAUACAUGGAAUUAGGAUCAAGAUUUGAAUUGGCGUUGAUUGGCAUUGGAAUUGGUAUUUUGUUGCUUCUAGAUGUUUUCUUUUGCGGCUAUGUUUGUAAUCAAAUAAAAAAUCUUUGUGUAAUAAUGGUUUUUCUCCUAUUGUGUCUUUUUGUAUUAUUUUCGUUUUUUGUUACCAAACAUAACAGAUCAGACAAUUCUAUGGAAAGAAACAAAAAUGGAAUAAGACAAAUCAAACGAGAUCAGGAUUGAACAUAGCCGAUCCAUAUCCAAUCCAAUAUCAAUUAUUGAAAACCAUGCUAUGGUGUUGUACACUUUCUUACAUGAAAUCGUGUCCACUAUUGUUUCAGGAAUCCGGAUCGGAUCAAUAGAAUUAAGUUGGUUCAGAUCAAAGGUCUGCUCAAUUAUGGACUUCUAGAGCAUUUGAAUGACCGAUUCACUAGGCUUUUAGAUCUAAAGAGCUGAUUCUAGGUUUUCUGGAAUUAAUUCUAAACAAUUUUCGAAUCAUUUCCCUUUUGGCAUUCGUUUGGUCCCCAGACUCCCCACUCAUGAGAAAUGGGAAGUCCACGGUAGAAACAGUUACUUCCACAACAAGGGACAUGACGACCGUGAUGACGACGUGAUUCACCGCCGUCACCGUCAAUUGGUAACCAUGAUCCCGUCAUGCCUUGGGCAAGAGGUAGGGAAGCGCCUAUGGAGCUGCUGACUGGCGCUCCAGUCAGAUGUCUUGUCAUUGACUUAUGCCCUUAUAUGGGCCAUGAGGCCCAUGACUCAUGAGUGGGUUCUCGGCCCAACCAGCCGGAUCGGGCAAAGUACGUAACCCGCGACUGAAGAGCUUAGAAAAGUUUCUGCUUUCGUCCCUCUCGAGUCUGGAGUCUGGACUCUGGAGUAUAUAAACCUAAUACUCAGGUUAGAAUUAGCAUUUGGGACGGUUGAGCUUGAGCAUUGAGGGAGCGACUGAACUCCACCCCUCAUUGUUCGGCGCUCUAAAACCUAGACCGGUUCCCCUCUCUCCACUCUCCAGUCUCUUCUCCCUACCACAGAAGAAAGCCCCCUAGAAAACCUCCCUUCCUCUGUCUCUCUUUCUCUACUCUCAACGUAUACCUUAGAGGAAUAAAUCUGUUACUCCUUCCUUGACGCACCACCUUAAAUCGUUGAAGGUCGAAAGCCAUUAAGCAAAAGGUCUUCUGCUUUGUGUUUUUCAUUUUCGUUUAGGUUUACUGAUUCAUCCAAAGGGAUGGUAUGUUCAAGGCAAAACCUUCCGUCAUGGAUUGGUGCAGCGGCGUCGAGAGUUGAUUUCGACACUAAUGUUUCUUCCAUGUCGGAAGCGAUGUUUAUAGAGGGAAGAGGAGCUUCUCCUCCUCAACCACACCACUCUAACACCCUUUCCAAUUAUAAUUUGAGUUUCGGAGAACGGGCCGUCUCUGCCUCAGGUGCUGCUGUUCUGUCUGCGAUCCUAGUUAAUCCCCUUGAUGUAGCCAAGACUAGGUUGCAAGCACAGGCUGCUGGAGUUCCUUAUUCACAUACAUGGCACCAUGUUAGUGGCCAUAUGGCAUCUCUUGGACCAAAUGAGUUUUUUUCGGAUCUGAGAUGUUCUCCAAAUUGCACUCGUGGUGCAAUGGUUGGUGCUGAAUCGGUUUGUCCUCCAGAUUGUUUUCAGUACAAAGGAACGUUGGACGUCUUCCACAAAAUAAUACGACAGGAGGGAUUUACAAGACUGUGGAGAGGCACAAAUGCAGGUUUAGCAUUGGCAAUACCAACUGUGGGUAUAUACUUACCUUGCUAUGACCUAUUCCGCAACUGGAUUGAGGAAUUUACGGCCCGGAAUGCUCCAAACUUGACUCCAUAUGUCCCCUUAGUUGCUGGCUCAGCAGCGCGGUCAUUAGCUUGUGUUUCUUGCUAUCCUAUUGAACUGGCGAGAACUCGAAUGCAGGCAUUUAAAGAGAUUACAAUUGAUGCAAAGCCUCCAGGAGUAUGGAAGACUCUGCUUGGGGUCCUCUCCCCUGUUAGGGGGUCAAGUAAUAUGUUCCAAAACUUGCAAAGUUACCGUGCCUUGUGGACUGGAGUUGGAGCACAACUUGCUCGUGAUGUUCCUUUCUCUGCAAUUUGCUGGUCAACAUUAGAGCCAAUUAGGGGAACUCUUCUUGGUCUGGUGGGUGAAGAAGCCAAUGCAGCAAGUGUCCUUGGUGCAAAUUUCGCUGCGGGUUUUGUUGCUGGUAGCUUUGCUGCUGCUGCUACAUGUCCACUAGAUGUUGCAAAAACCCGAAGGCAAAUAGAGAAGGAUCCAAAGAGGGCAUUAAAGAUGACAACCAAGCAAACGCUAACGGAGGUCUGGAGGAAUGGAGGGAUGAAAGGGCUAUUUACAGGUAUUGGUCCACGAGUUGGUCGUGCUGGUCCGUCAGUAGGAAUUGUUGUUUCCUUCUAUGAAGUUGUGAAAUAUUUCCUACACCAGAGAAAUGCAACCUCAUGAUACACAGUUUGACCAAUUGAAGUGAAAUAUUUCCUACACUGGAGAAGUGCAACCUCAUGAUACACAACAGUUGACCAAUUGAAGAUUUAAUCUUUCCCUAUACCUGCCGGUCAAGGCAUAAGUGACAGGGAAUACAAUAAACCACAGCAAGCUUUUACGGGGAUGACUCAGGCUUGAAGAUGAAAACGUUUGCACCAUUGUGAAACCAUGCUUCAAGGAACAACACUGGUGGAGAUCAUUCUCUGAACCAAAUUUUGACACAUUUUUUUAACCCAAUUUUUGACAGUGAAUACAUGGUAUUUUUUGUAAUUAUAGUAAAGUAUUUCUCUCAGCUGAAUAGAAUUUUGUAAUAAUUUGUCAGAUCAAGUUCCCUUUCCGGCUGUGUUGCGUAUGCUUCUGCCUCCUUGUGUCUACUCUCUCCUCCCACAAUAGAGGGCCGAAGCCGAUAUGUCAUUUCUUAGGAAGAGAGAGAUAGACACAGGUAGGUGGUAGCUUACGUUAAGCAGCCUGGCAGUGUCCUUUUCCCAUAA
Macadamia integrifolia is the source of this 3163-nucleotide messenger RNA. RefSeq names its product mitochondrial carrier protein MTM1-like. The transcript is spliced from 10 exons. The coding region runs from base 1401 to 2633 and encodes 410 amino acids. The record is from RefSeq and is a predicted model, not a curated record. Gene Ontology annotation, biological process: mitochondrial transmembrane transport. Lineage: Eukaryota; Viridiplantae; Streptophyta; Magnoliopsida; Proteales; Proteaceae.